AUGAGUAACUUCCAAAACAAUCUCCGUCGUGGUUCAUCCUCAAACAACACAAGACGCAGACUGAAUGUGGAGGCUGAAGAAGAGCUCAUCCAGUUCCCUAACUGCAACAUGACAGCGGCCAAGGAAAAGUUCAAACGAACUCUGAUUGGCAGAAUGUUCUAUACGGAAGGAAGAAGCAUCGAUGCGGUGAUUGGCCUUUUACCAAAGGUCAAUAUUUGGGAUGUGGAAGGAAGAGCCCAAGGAAUCAACCUUGGUAAUGGACGCUUCCAGUUUGACUUCGACACCGAUGAGGAUAUGCAAAAGGUGUUGGCUAAGAGGCCGUGGCACUUCAAUCGUUGGAGCUUCUCACUCGAACGUUGGGAACCUUUCACCAGCAACCUAUUUCCCAACACAAUGGUCUUCUGGAUCAGAGUCACGGGAGUCCCAGUCCACUUUUGGAAUGAUGAAACUUUCACUGAGAUUGGGAAAGCCUUAGGAAACAUCCAAGUGAUCGAAGCACACAGAGCAAGGAUUCAAGUAUCAAUCAAUGCUGAUGCGCCUCUCCAAUUUGAGAGAAGAGUUGGUUUUCCAAAUGGAGAUACUGGAAUGGCAUCCUUCACAUAUGAAGGGUUACACCGACAUUGUUUUACAUGCAAAAUGUUGUCACACGAGGAAGUCUCCUGCCCACUGCUCUCACCGGAAGAAAGAGAACAGAAGAAAUUACUCAGAGCUGAACAACUGAGGGCCCAAGAGGAAGCCUCAUCCGGAUACCCACACAACAAACCCCGGAGCGCAUUGAACUUGCGAGAAAGAUACUUUCCCGAUAAUGGGUUUCUUCGCCCCUCUCCUCCCAGAUCAUCUGGUGUUAAUAAUCCAUCCCGUCGUUGGAACGAACCCUCUACCCAUCAUGAGAAGAGCAGUAGACGCACAGGGAUGUAUGAUGAUAGACUGCACUCUAAGCGAGGGGAUCUGCGUAAUGAGAUCCAAAAGAGUAGGGACUACAAAGGAAAAGAGGUCUGGCAACGACUGGGUAAACCUCCACACCGGAAUCACAGAGAGAGCCAAAGUCAGAAUCGCUUCCAUCCCUACCAGCGCGAUAGGGAUUACCCUCGACGUGACUACGGAGAACAUAACUCCCACCAGGCGUGGAGACCACGUGAGGCCACGCGGCGUUCAUCUGAUCACCGAUGGGAUACGCCCCUAUCCCGCAACUCUGGCCAUUACAUAGGAUCGAAAUCUCACACUGCCGAGUCCCAACGUACUUGGACGGAGAAACGAGAUAACGGAAAAGCAAAGGCACACAACCUGCUGGGCUUCUUGUUACGUACCCAAAUGAAACAGCUGAGGAAAGAAUCCGCCGGAUAA
Messenger RNA from Microthlaspi erraticum, 1344 nucleotides. NCBI's taxonomy places the organism in Eukaryota, Viridiplantae, Streptophyta, Magnoliopsida, Brassicales, Brassicaceae. The record is from the annotation of a GenBank genome assembly.